GAUCACAUGGCUACCCAGCACACCGAUCAAAUUUUUCCUUACUAGAAGCAUCACUGUAGCCCUUGCGACAGGCUGGCUACACCACGACGAGCACGCGACGAAUCCACACCGAUAUCGUCUCGUCAUUUCAAUUUCAUCAGCACGCUACCACUAAUGUGCCACCGCACUCUCGGCGGCCUUCGAAUGUUUUUCUUUUGUUCAUCACACGGCACAGCUUGCAUCAUGCACAGCACAUGGGUUACGGAUUUUUUAAACAUGCAUGGAGGUUCACUUCACUCUACUGCAUAUGGGAUACGGGCAUUGGGGCAUUCGGGCAUUGGACGAAAUCAGGCAUUGACAGGGCUCAAAGCAUUGAAAGUAAUUCUUUGCAUGCACUCAUGUAACUAGGCACAGGUACAUAGAAUAAAUAGCAAUGACAUCAAAAAAAAAA
Molecule: messenger RNA, 430 nt
Organism: Boeremia exigua
Lineage: Eukaryota; Fungi; Ascomycota; Dothideomycetes; Pleosporales; Didymellaceae
Exons: 1
Coding region: 154-387 (77 amino acids)
Source: RefSeq, a predicted model, not a curated record